This is a messenger RNA of Malassezia restricta, 1488 nucleotides long. RefSeq names its product integrase. Bases 1 to 1488 code for a protein of 495 amino acids. The record is from RefSeq and is a predicted model, not a curated record. Gene Ontology annotation, biological process: DNA integration. Lineage: Eukaryota; Fungi; Basidiomycota; Malasseziomycetes; Malasseziales; Malasseziaceae. The transcript has a single exon. Gene Ontology annotation, molecular function: nucleic acid binding.
AUGACGACAUUAUACACAAGUGAGCCGAGUGACGAGGAUGCCCAGGCAUUCUGCGAACCUGUUCACGUUGAUACAGGCUUCGUAUACGAACACAGACUCUUAUUUACAGAAUGGCUGACAAGUACUACAUUCAAAAGCGUGGUGCCACGCAAGACCUUCGAAGUGCGUUCCGAGGUAUUAUGUGCGCUUGCUGGCGGACAGAGUGCUCGGCAAAUCGCCGAGAAAGGCAUGGCGUCCAUGACUUUUGUGCAAAAAACGCGCCAAAACUACUCGCUCGACCAACGCGGCGACUUGUACUACCAUGCACGAAAAGGAAAGGGGGCCUUACUGGUCAUCCCUGACGAUCAAGUCUUUGAUACAAUUGUCCAGGAGCACAAUGCCCUGCACCACCAGGGGACGAGCAAAACAUGGCACGAGGUGUCUGCACGGUACCACGGGAUUCCAAAGCGUGCUGUCGACUGGGUGCUACAACGCUGCGUUCUCUGCCAUGCAUACCGACCAGGCCCGCGUCCAGCACCGACUCAACCUAUACCAUCACAUCGAGCCAUGGAACGUGUUCAGAUGGACUUGAUUGACAUGCGGCAAGAGCCGGAUGGGAAGUUUCGCUGGAUUCUACACAUAAAAGAUCACCACACGCGUUUCUGCAUGCUGUACCCUUUACGCCAUCGGCGAGAACGUGACGUGUUGUACUACUUUCUGCAAUGGAUUGCUAUGAUGGGCCCACCUGCCAUCCUGCAGACAGACAAUGGGACCGAGUUUGUUAAUCUGCUUCUUUCGCAGGUGGCUAUUCAGCACCACAUCCUUGUUCGGCGCAGUCAACCAGGGCGUCCUCGGAGCCAGGGACUCGUGGAACGAGCCAAUGGGCAUGUGCGCAAACUCAUUGCCAAGUGGUGCCACCAAUUCGGUGAACGGCAAUGGGCUCGAUGCCUGCCAACUAUUGCUUUUUCGUGCAACACAUCUGUUCAUGCAAGUACGAACAAGAGCCCUUUCGAAAUGGUAUUUGGUCGUAAGCCGCAGUGGCAGCGUGUGAGGUCUGCUUCGCCCUUAGAUCUGGGACCAACAUCACAGGGCUCAUUGUCUAAGCGGACGGAUGACCUGCACACUGCGACGCCGCCUUCAACGCCACGCCACGAUCCUGUUUACCCGCGUGGCAGCUGCGUCAGCAUCAGCAUUACAGGCGUCGAUCGCAGUCCCCUGGAUGUGUACCGCAUCCCGGCCGUCGUACUGAGCCACAAAAAGCAUAAGGGCUACCGUGUAGCAACGGCAUGGGGCAUUCUGUCAAAGCGCGUUGCGCCACGGCAUGUGCUUCCUCUCCCAGAAGGCCACCAUCUCCCAGCUCGUGCACUGGCCUAUCUGCAUCCCGGCAUACGCGCACCUUACGUCCGCCUUAGCGACUGUCUACAGCAGCUGCACGAUGCAGAUCCACAUGAGAAAGAUGCGCCUUCACAAUCUAUGCAGAUGCCGUCAGAGGCAUAUGAAUCGUCGUAG